AUGUUAAGUGAUAGAAGCAAAGGUAGUAGUUAUGUGUAUGCUGAUUAUAAUGCCACUACUCCGAUUGGUAAAAACGUAAAAGAAAGCAUACUGGAAGUCCUAUCACUGCAAACAUUUAAUCCAUCCUCGCUUCACAGAAGGGGUCAAGAAGCAAGAAAAGUUCUCCAAGAUGCAAGAGAUAAUGUACGCAAUUUUAUUGGUGUGCCGGACAAUAAAGAGAUAGUUUUUACUUCUUCUGCCACUGAAGCAAAUAAUCUUGUUAUGGCAGGAAUGAAGGAAUAUCAGCACGUCAUGUCAGCAAUAGAACAUCCUUCUAUUCUUAAUUCUGCACGUAACCCACACAUAAUACCUGUCAAUAAAAACGGAGUUGUUGAUCUUGUAGAGCUAGAAAAAAUCCUAAAUAAACUUAAAGGAAAUAAAAUACUAGUUUCAAUAAUGAUGGCAAAUAAUGAAACUGGAGUAAUACAACCAAUCAAGAGGAUAACCGAAAUAGUCCAUAAAUUUGGCGCGGUAUGUCAUACUGACGCGGCUCAAAGUAUUGGAAAAAUUAAUGUGAAUAUGGAAGAUCUGGGAGUGGAUUUAUUAACCUUAUCUGCUCACAAAUUUGGCGGUAUAGUAGGUAGUGGGGUACUAAUAUUCGACAAGAAAUUGGAAAUAAAGCCAAUAAUUUUUGGUGGGGGACAAGAAAAAGGACUACGUGGAGGUACAGAGAACGUCGUUGCAAUUGCAGGUCUCUCUGCAGCACUGCAUAAUAUUCCAGAACUCUUGGUAAAAAUGAAGGAAAUAGAAGUUUUACGUGAUCAGUUAGAAUAUGAACUACCAAAUCUUACUAAUAUAUUUGGCAAAAACUCUGAGAGAUUGCCAAAUACUAGCUGCAUUUAUAUGUCAGGAGUAAAGAAUGACGUGCAGCUUAUGAAUUUUGAUUUAAACAAUAUUGCUGUUAGUAAUGGAUCUGCAUGUUCUUCUGGAAAGAUUGAACCUUCUUAUGUAUUACUUGCGAUGGGGGCUACAAAAGAGCAAGCAGAGUGCUCAAUUAGAAUUAGUAUAGGUUGGGAAACCAAAUGCAAAGAUAUAAAAAAAAUAAUAAAUUGUUGGUAUAGUAUAUAUAAUCAAAAGGCUAUAAAUUCCGAUUCUGGAGAUCUCUAUUAA
This is a messenger RNA of Cinara cedri, 1149 nucleotides long. NCBI's taxonomy places the organism in Eukaryota, Metazoa, Arthropoda, Insecta, Hemiptera, Aphididae. The record is from the annotation of a GenBank genome assembly.